Phytophthora infestans T30-4 is the source of this 710-nucleotide messenger RNA. Its product is annotated as rRNA-processing protein, putative. The transcript has a single exon. Gene Ontology annotation, cellular component: small-subunit processome; nucleolus. The record is from RefSeq and is a predicted model, not a curated record. Gene Ontology annotation, molecular function: small ribosomal subunit rRNA binding. Bases 15 to 710 code for a protein of 231 amino acids. Lineage: Eukaryota; Oomycota; Peronosporomycetes; Peronosporales; Peronosporaceae.
GGCAACUACGCACCAUGCGGUAUCUACGUGCCAAGGGAAUCCGCAAGGCGCUGCGCCAAUUCCACUUCUUGUGUGGCAUCAAGCCGCCUUACAAGGUGCUUCUGGAUGGCAACUUCAUCGCCAUGUGCUUGCAGAUGAAGGUGGAUGUGCAUGAGCGCGUUCCUAAAUACCUACAAGUGAAGCCACACGAAUGCGAGUUUUACGUGCCUCGCGCAGCUCUAGACGAGCUCAAAACGCUCGGAGAAGCCACCAAAGAGGCUUAUGAUUUAGCCAAGAGCUUCAAGGUGGCGGAGGCUUACAACCAAUCAGAGGCUGACAAGCAAGAGACCGUGGACGUGUCCAAGUACAUCCAGAACAUCAUCGGCGAAAAAAAUGAGCGCAAGUUUGUCGUGUGCACACAGGAGGUGGAGCUUCGUAAGGCGCUGCGUCUGGUACCUGGUGUGCCACUCCUCUACCUAAACCGCUCGGUGCUGGUGUUUGAGGAGAUCUCACGCGCGACGUUAGCGAUUGUUCGUCAGGAAGAGAAGGCAAAUAUGGCCAAGCUAGACGUGAACGAGAAGAGGAAGUUGGAGCAGAUGCAGGAAGGAGAAAGCGGAGAGAGCCAAGAAGAGCAGCAAAGACUUCAAAAGAAACGAGCGAAGGGACCCAACCCACUUGCCGUCAAAAAGUCGACCAAGAAGAAGGUCCGCUCUAAGAAGAAAAAGAACUAA